Molecule: messenger RNA, 1421 nt
Organism: Rubroshorea leprosula
Lineage: Eukaryota; Viridiplantae; Streptophyta; Magnoliopsida; Malvales; Dipterocarpaceae
Source: the annotation of a GenBank genome assembly
UCAACAGAGAGAGGAAGGUGGGAAAAGAAAGAUAAAAAAUGAAAAAUGAAGUCUAAUUUUAACUUAGCGGAAGCGUACGAACGAUUUUUGGAGAUCCCCAACGCCGAAGGAGGAAGUGUGGUGGAUUUCACUCCAAAACCAUCCGGUAUUCGCCUCCGACGGUGACACAUCAACUGCAGCUUCAGUUCGAGCUCAGAGGAAUCUCCUAGCUUGGGACGGAUCCUCCAGGCUCUAUUACUGGUACUCCAACAAGCAGUGCCUUCAGCGAAUCUCCAUUCGAUUGGGCGAUCCGACACCAACUCCCGUCACCGCCGCUUCUUCCUCUCAGCUGAUGUGCAGCUGAAUUUUGCGGUUACCAUCAACGAAGUGGAUCGGCUUGACUCCUUGCUGGCUUAGAUGGUCUGUGUGUGAAGUACUUCCAUGGACGAUCUUCCACCAAAGAAAACACUAUUGUUUGCAGGUGUACAAUGAAGAUUUUUUGUUUUCUAUACUGAGCAUGUUGGGUUUGAGCUGUUUGGAAGCAGAUUGAAGAGGACGACUGAUAUCUAAUAUAUGGGGCUUAGAUGCUGAGUGGCUGCAUAAUGCAUGUUUGUAUGAAGACUUUUGCAACAGUAGGAAUUGCACAUGAGAGAAAGCACUGUACAUAUAGCAGAGUGGGUCACUUUUGCUAACAUGACUGCUUUAAUUGGGUCAGAAAUCUAUUUCAAUGACAGCAAUGUGAUAACCAUAUUGGAGUUCUCUCUUCUAAUUCAGUUUUCAGACUUUUUGACUUGUCUUCAGAUGUCGUUCAACCAGAGCAGGAAUAUUAUUUGUAGCCCAUUGAACGUGAUAGAUCCAGGAAAGCUACGUCAGUCUUCCCAGUUGAUUUUUCUUUUGGGGGACGACCACUUGGGGGACAGGUUUAGUCAUUUAUAAAUGGGAGUUGAUAUUGGAAAUAUAUAGUGAUGCUGGUAGGUUUGGGCUGAAGUCAGCCAAUUCAUCAGCUGUUAACAAUUCUAAUUUGGCAAUCACUUGGUGGGAAGCUACUUUUCCUGAAUUAUCUCAAGAGGCAACAGGUGGACAAAAUCUCUCUGCAGUCAAUGCUCAUCCAUAUGCUUUGUUUGAUGCUUCACUUGCUUUGCAGGUGUGUCUCCUCUUUAAAAAAGAGUUCCUGAACGCUCUAUGUAUGAGGUAAUUAUCCCUAGUGGCAAAAUGUCAAUUAGGCCAAAUAUUUUUAUGUAAAGCUGUUAGGACGAAAAUUUAUGCCUUCUUUUGCCCUCUUGGUAGUGAGCUCUAUUUUCAUCCUCUAGAAAUUGCUGUGCCCCCAAAAUAAUGUAUAUAGGAUAAUUUACAACUCAGUGAAAGAAUGGGGCAUCGCUACUGAUUUCUUAUUUAUAUUAUUUCCGAUAAUUUCCUAGUAGUAUUAAAGAAGGAAGGUUGAC